Molecule: messenger RNA, 2211 nt
Organism: Melanaphis sacchari
Lineage: Eukaryota; Metazoa; Arthropoda; Insecta; Hemiptera; Aphididae
Product: protein OSCP1-like
Exons: 6
Coding region: 1120-2211 (363 amino acids)
Biological process (GO): transport
Cellular component (GO): cytoplasm; plasma membrane
Source: RefSeq, a predicted model, not a curated record
UACUAUUUCGUCAGAGUUCUCGAUUUUUCGUCGACAUUCUGCAAAUAAUCUGGAAAUGGCUCAGAAACAUUAUUAUCAUAUCAUGUCGCUUCGCACAUUCUCGGAUUUUUGUCUAUUCGUAAUUUGUAUUUAUAUUAUCCGGCUGAAGGUGACGCUACAGUUAUAGGUAGAGUACGGGUGGUAUAUAACAAUAUAAUAGUUAUUACGAUUUUCGGUUAUUGUAGACUGCACACCGAACCGGAUCGUGUUGAGACGGCUAGUGUACCAUGAAAUAGACCAUACUAUUAUCAAAAAUAUUUUCUUAGUUGUACACAGAUGCUACGACAGUGAUGGGCGAUGAUAAAAUAUUCGAAUUAUGAUCUCUGAUCGCAUCGUAAAGAGACUUGUAUUGCACGCUUAAAUGAACUAUAUUUUAUUACAGAUUGAGAUAAUAUACAAUUAUACGUCAUGUACCUUAAUUCAUUAUUCGACUGAAUGUCAUAAACGAUUCAAUGUACCUACUAUAAAGAAAAAUGUAUAUUGCUUAAUGCUUCCGUAAUACAUCGUUAGCUACUAUUUGUACAAAAUAUAUUAAUUUAUAUUAUAUAAGUAUUUAAGUUUUAAGCAGAUGAAAUAAUAAUAUUGCAACGAUUUUUUACUGUAGGUGUGAAUUAUGGUCCUUAAAUUAUUAGCUAAAUUGCCGGCUUUAAUACCUCUAACGUAACAUGUUAACCGGAUGUUUAAAUUCGUUACUAUUUUAAAUAAUUUAAAUGUUGAUAUGGUUUAAUAUAUGGAAAAAUAUUUAUUUACUAAAUAUUGUUGACCGUAUAUUAUAGGGUCAAGGUUACACGUUUACAUCUUAAAUAUAGUUUACUUAAUAGUUAAUUUGUUCACACUGUAAUAGUUAUAAAGUCAUCACUUUUUAUCAAUUCUAUAGGAUAAAUGUUAUUUUAUAAUUAUAAAGUAUAAACUAAUAAAAUAACAAUAACAAUUGUUUAUUAGCGUUAAGCAGGUAGUAGAUAACUAUUACCUUUUAUAAUGUUUGGUUUCCAUGGUACCUCUGAGCAAUAACAAAUUAAAUGUAGCUUCCUAAAUGCAAUUAACAUUAAACGUAUAAUACUUUAAAUUAUAUUUUUAAACAUGGCUUUACAGACGUACUCGAUUUUAUAUUUAAAUUUAGUUUGUGAAAUGAUUUACGUAGUGGCAGAAAGAUUAAAAUCGCAAAAGAUCCAAAUAGACAAAUCUAAAUUAGUUCUUAAUGACAUAAUUGCUGCAUCGCUUAAUUGUCCAUUUUUGUUUGUACCAACAUCUAUCAUUAACAAAGAUAUUUUAGAUAAAAGUAUAUGUUGUGCAGUUCAUUCUUCAAUUAUGAGACUAAAUGGUUCUAGUAUGGAAAAAUUAAUGGGUUUGAUAGAAACCUCUGUUAAAAUGCAAAUGUUCUCAAGUAAUGGUCCGAGGCAAGUAUUACUAGUAACGUUAAAUCAUUUAGAUUCUAUCCGCGAAUUGGCAGGCACUCAUCAAUUGAAACAAAAUGUAGAUGUCAUUCAACACAAUUUUUAUCAAACUUUUGAGAAAAUGACAAAUGGAGAAAUAAUGAGAAUGCGAUAUGCAAUGUUGAACUAUUUGCAAGAUAUACAUGUUAAAGUUACCAUAUUCAUUAAAGAAGGUUUGCAGCGAUAUAAUGGGUCAUUUGUUUCAGUAGGAAAAUGGGUGAUUCCAUAUGGAUGUGAAGCUCCAGGUGUUAUAAGAGUAUUCAAUAAAAAUAGUACGCUUAUCGACAUCAGUACAUUUCAUCCAAUAUCAUUUUAUAAAGUGGAGACUGAAAUAGGUUCAAUUAAGCCUAAUAGUCCUCGUAUUACAACUCUUGGACUUUCAAUAUAUAAUAUUAAUAAAAAUAUCAAUCAAUCAUUAGAAGAAACAUCAGAUCCAUUAUUUUAUGGUCGGACUAGUCGUGAUGGAUAUAAACAAGAAAUGGAUCUUUUUGUUACACAAUUGAUGGGAAAUGACAAUGACAAUAAGGAAAUUGAUAAUUUAGACCUAGAGAUAUUAGAAACUCCAUUAAAUAUGAAUGAAAACAAAAUAGAAGAAAAAUUAUCAGAAAGCAAUAUUUUAGAAUUCAGUCAAAUUACUAACAAUUUGUCUUUACAAAAUUUAAGAGCUGGAAUGGAUGAUUCAGUUUCAAGACAAACUGAAGAUUUACUAAAUAUGAUGCAGUUAUUAGAUUUAGAAUAA